Symbiodinium necroappetens is the source of this 491-nucleotide messenger RNA. The record is from the annotation of a GenBank genome assembly. Lineage: Eukaryota; Dinophyceae; Suessiales; Symbiodiniaceae.
GACCCAUCUACGCAGCUCCGAUCGUCGUUGACGUCGAUGCGGAGGAUGACGAGCCGGCCAUGGAGUAUCCGCGUUGGUGGACGACCAAACACGCGGCCCAGGUCUACGACCGUGAGGCGAAGCUUCUGGAGGACGUGGAAGCAGGCGACUUCGUAUACGCGAUCUACGAGAAGGCCGUCGACUGGCCCAGCAGCUCCGACGACAAGUGGGAGCGGGCCACCCACCUCGUCAUGACGCACCGCCUGAGGCCAGGUACGGACAAUCCUUUCUGUUUAAAUUUACCUCAAUCGCGCCUCACGAAAGCGGGCUCGGAGCACCUGCUGUUGCAGUUCAUGCGGAAGCCCUGCUUGAAAAGUCCGGCACUCGGAGUGGUUCAGCGAAGCAUGCGCCCUGGAAGACUCGACUGUCAGGACGCCGGCUCGGCUGAGGAAAGCGGGCACGGUCGCAUCUUCCGGAAGCAAAACCGAGUCAUGCUGCGAGGGGUCUACUGA